CCCUCUAGCGGUUACCAGGGCAACAGCCGAGCCGGAAGUAGACUUGCUCGAUCGAUACACGUGUGAAAUGCAGUAUAUCUCAAGAAAAACCCACUUCAGAUGAUAAUAUUAAUCAAAAACAAACUCAGAAGUCUGGAGAAAGAGUGAAGAUGUUCGGCUCUUCGAGGUCAGGAGGAGUGAGAGGGGGGCAGGACCAGUUUAACUGGGACGAUGUGAAAGUGGACAAACACAGAGAGAACUAUCUGGGGAACUCUCUGAUGGCCCCAGUGGGACGCUGGCAGAAGGGAAAGGACCUGACGUGGUUUAGUAAAGACAAACAGAGCUCAGGGACUCCGGACCGAGAGCAGGAGCUCCGAGCGGUGAGAGAGGCGGAGCACAACGCCAUGAUGGUCGCACUGGGUCAUAAAACUGUUCAGAAGCGUCCGGCCGGUCUAACAAAGGAGGAUUUGGUGGACGUGUGUAGAAGAGAGGGAGACGGGGAAGAACGAGACGUGGACCGAGUCUCUGGGCUGGGAAGCUCCAGUGGUGGAGGUCGGAGGAUGAUUUUGUCCAAACAGGAGAAGGAAGCGGUGAAAAUGGGUCUCCCGGUGUUUACCCAUCAUAAGGUAGCCGGAGGUGAAGCUGCAGCCGCAGCCAAGAACACAGAGGACACGCGGAUAGAAGAAGAGACUAAAAGUGACAGAAAUGAAGGCCACAAGAAAAGUAGAAAGGAGAAGAAGAGCAAAAAGGAGAAAAAGAAGAAGAAAGAGAAGAAGAAGCGGCACAGGAAAGAGUCGUCUUCCGACUCGGACUCGGACUCAGACCGUAAAAGACGUAAGCAGCACUACGGAGACCACCGACGUGGUUCUAGCCCGUCACAUGGCAGUCAAAGAGGAUUCGAUGCUCAUGACAGAUGUUCAGAUCGGGGAUCAAAGGUCAGGCAUCGAAGCCCCUCCCCUUCACCCAGGAACCGCCCACCCCGACGUCGUCACGACACUGACUCAGAUGACUGAUGUCCACGUGAGACAGCAGAUCUUCAGAUUCAUCAGCUUAUUAACACACAAUUCAUUAUGAUAAAGUGUGUGUGUGUGUGUGUGUUUGUUUGGGACACAGCUUCUGGAUUGUUUGUGAACAAAUGAAUAAACUGCAAUUUAUGUUU
Ictalurus punctatus (channel catfish) is the source of this 1138-nucleotide messenger RNA. RefSeq names its product chromosome 7 C1orf35 homolog (gene c7h1orf35). Bases 150 to 992 code for a protein of 280 amino acids. The record is from RefSeq and is a predicted model, not a curated record. The transcript is spliced from 8 exons. Lineage: Eukaryota; Metazoa; Chordata; Actinopteri; Siluriformes; Ictaluridae.